AUGUCGAUAAUUAUAAUCGGCCUUGCACUGGUUCUUCUCUAUCCAAUCGCCAAAGGACACGAUACCACAAAAGAUUCCACCUAUGGCGAAUUGCCAAAUCACAAGGACGGUUAUAAAAACUUGCCUGAUUUUCAGGGUAGUAAUCAUGGUUAUAAAGAAUUGCCUGAUUACAAGGAUUGUAACCGCCGCCAAGAAGAUGUGCGUCAUCAUGCGGGUUAUAACCAUGAUCAGGAAGAUUUAUGUGAUGACAAAGAUUAUAACUGCGGGUAUAACGAACUGCCUGAUCGCAAGGGUUAUAAUCGCCGCCAAGAAGAAUUGUCUAACCACAAUGGUUAUGAUAGCAGGCAAAAAGAAUUGCCUGACCACAAGGUUUAUAACCCCCACCAAGAAGAGUUGUCUAAUCACAUGAGUUAUGAAAGCAGGCAGAAAGAAUUGCCUGACCACAAGGGUUAUAACUCCCGUCAAGAAAAGUUGUCUGAUCAGAAGGGUUAUGACCUUGACAAUAAGGAAGUAACUGGAAACAAGGGUUAUAGCCGUGACAAUGAAGAAGUGACUGACAACAAGGGUUAUAGCCGUGGCAAUGAAGAAGUGACUGACAACAAGGGUUAUAACCGUGACAGUGAAGAAGUGACUGACAACAAGGGUUAUAGCCGUGGCAAUGAAGAAGUGACUGACAACAAGAUUAGUUUGGGCGUAAUUCAACUUUUCACAUGUAUCUCAAUUCGGUUUUAUUAG
Molecule: messenger RNA, 735 nt
Organism: Liolophura sinensis
Lineage: Eukaryota; Metazoa; Mollusca; Polyplacophora; Chitonida; Chitonidae
Exons: 1
Coding region: 1-735 (244 amino acids)
Source: RefSeq, a predicted model, not a curated record